This is a messenger RNA of Cuscuta campestris, 1662 nucleotides long. Lineage: Eukaryota; Viridiplantae; Streptophyta; Magnoliopsida; Solanales; Convolvulaceae. The record is from the annotation of a GenBank genome assembly.
CAGCGGUGAAGAAGCCAUUCUUGGGGGCGACAGUCCUCACUUUCUCCAUCUUCAUCGCCAUUGUCCUGUUUCCUCCUCUGCAUCCCUUUUUCCAGGCCCCAAUCUCCCUCGAUUCUCCGCGACUUGAAAGACCAGAAAUAUGGAGCGUCCGGAGGCUUGUGGAGUGGCGGCCAUGCAAUUGGUGGCUCCAGCAUAAUUUUUCUGAAUUUGCAUAUGGUUUUUUGUCUUGAAAAACUGCAGCUCUACCAGAUGGGACCAAUGGUUAUAUCAGAGUGGAUUGUUUUGGUGGGCUCAAUCAGAUGAGGCGGGAUUUAUGUGAUGGAGUUGGCAUAGCUCGUUUGCUUAAUGCAACUCUUGUUCUUCCCAAGUUUGAAGUGGCUGCAUACUGGAAUGAAUCAAGAUAUCUUCGAUGUGGAUUAUUUCAUCAACCAAUUGGAUGGCUUUGUUAAAGUGGUAAAAGAGCUUCCUGCCGAGAUUGCUUCAAAGGAACCUUUCCGAGUUGAUUGCAGCAAGCGUAAAGGCGUCUUUGACUAUGUUGAAAAUGUUCUCCCUUCCCUGUUGGAGCAUCAUUAUAUUGCUAUAACACCUGCAAUGAGUCAAAGGAGGGACAGGUACCCUUUGCAUGCAAAAGCUGCAUUUUGUCAAGGCUGUUAUAACGCCUUACGCCUUGUAGGGUCAUUAGAAAAGAAAGCUUCGGAUCUCCUUCAGACCAUACCAAAACCGUUCCUCUCCCUCCACCUCCGGUUUGAACCAGACAUGGUGGCUUACAGCCAGUGUGACUAUCCAAACCUUUCUCCAUCUUCUUUGAAAGCGAUAGAGGCUGCCCGAGGUGACCGAAAGCCUUGGGCGGGGGAAGCUGCCCGAAUAUGGAGAAACCGUGGGAAGUGUCCCCUUACACCAAAUGAAACGGCCAUCAUCCUUAAAGCCCUUUCUAUCCCCACAAACACAAACAUAUACUUAGCAGCUGGCGAUGGUCUGAUGGAGUUGGAAGGGCUAAGAUCUGCCUACACGAACGUGGUGACCAAAUCCGGUCUGAUCAAAGGUGAGGAUUUCACAAAAAUGCACGGGAACACCAAAGCGGCGCUUGAUUAUUAUGUGUCCAUUAACAGUGAUGCUUACGUGGCAACCUAUUUCGGGAACAUGGACAAGAUGGUGGCGGCGAUGAGGGCUCUCAAGGGGUUGGAUAGGACAUUGUUUUUGAAGAGGAAAGAUUAUUCUGUGCUUUUUUCUCAGGGCCUUGUGGGGAAGGAAUUGGAAGAUGCCCUUUGGAAGGUACAUAGGGAUGAUUAUGUGAUGGGGAAGGGAUCUGCUUUGCCUGACUGCUUCUGUGAAGAAAAAAUCUAAACUUUAAGGGUCUGUUUGGUACACGGAAUUGAAAUUGAAUUAGGAGUUGAAAUUCUAUGGACUUGAUUUGGAUAGAAUUGAAUUUUCAAAUUCUAAUUCAUUUUUGACACUACCAAUUCCAAAUCCACAUUUUUGUGCUAUCAAACAUUAGAAUUGGAAUUAUUGUCCUCAAUUCCAAUUCUACAGUUUGAAUUUCGUGUACCAAACGAAGCCUAAAAGUUUUCUGUAAUUUGUUUUAUUACCAUUUAUUUUUCUUGCAUGUUGUGUCAUCUGUGUUGAAUUUGCACAAUAUCAAUUUAAUACAUCUUGAAUACUGGU